UGUUCAAACUUUAACAAAUCUUCUUUGGCUGUUUAAACAAACGUGCUCGGUCAAGAGAGAGACUUAACCUCGUCUACGAAAAUUAAAUUGAAUUUAAAUUUAACAGAUUAUAUUAACCAUGAUUGGGAAAGGGAUGAUAUGUCUGCUUUUAAUUCCGGCGAUAUCGUUAUCACCCACCCCGUGUGAAGACCAGCCCGAUGGUGUGUGGUUGGGAGACGGGUCACGUGACUGCAAGUACCUGACGAACAUCUACCCAGAGGACCGGAUAUGGGGCGUGUACGCCGCCAGGGAGCGCCUUUGCGCCGAUCGCAGUACGCGGUGUUGCGCUUCCUGUCGCAUCCUUCUUGGAGGCGAGAAGUCGCCUGCCCUAACCCCUGAAUCUACGUCGGCUGCCCUAACACAUGAAUCUACGUCGGCUGCCAUUCCUCCUUCGCCUCAGACGACCGCCAGAAAUGGCCCGUCUUUGCAAGACACAUGCACAGACCAGUGUCUCAGCGGCGUCGACGGCACUGUUCCCGGAAGUACGUGUGCCUGGUUACUAGACGCGGAGCGACUAACACUGAAGAGUGCCAGCUACUUCUGCGAAAACGGAUUUGCUAGUGGAUGCGCGAAAAGCUGUAGUAAACUUAACUUUCAGACAAAGGCUGCCACUGUACCCACGUCUGACACAACUGUCAACGCAGAAACAUGUACGGACCAGCCCGAGGGUGUGUGGAUCGCUGACGGGUCACGUGAUUGCAAGUACCUGACCAGCCUUUACCCAGAGGACCAGAUAUGGGGCGUUUACGCCGCCAGGGAACGCCUGUGCGCCAACUCCAGCACACGUUGUUGCGCCUCCUGCAAGGCGGUUAAUUCGGAUGCUGUAACGGAACAAACAGUAGCUACGCCUGAAGUUGCAAUAGUUAACAUCCUGACACCAUCAUCACGCGAAGGCGAAGAAUGCACAGAUAGUUUCGCAACUUACGGAAAGUUGACAGUGACCUGUAGCGAACUACGACGUGUUGGCUCUGACCUCUACGCCAGCCGAAUGCAACUGUGUUCCACCCAACGGGACAAAUGUUGCAUCACUUGUAAAUAUAUAGCUGGUGAAAAGCCUUACACUUUCAACGAAAACGGCGAGGCUUUUCAACCGGAAGAUUCAAAGGCAGUGAUCUCGAAUAGCGAGAACGGAAAUGACGUCGGCAAUUCGGAUGAUACUUUUACAGAAUCUCCAGACGUUGUUGUCCAACGAUUGAUCGCUGAUUUCAUACGAGAACAAGAUCAAGAGAGAAAAACUCUGAUUUCAUUGAUAAAAUCCUUAUCGAACCUAGUAUCAAAGUCAAUGGAAAUCCAGAAGUAGUAUUUGCAAAGUUAUUUGGUUUGUGAAGGCUUUUAGAGCGGAUAUAUACGAUUUUUUAUAUGUGUUUUAUUGUAAUAUAUUGAUAAAAUAUGUUACAAUAACACAAAAUAGGCAAGAAAAUUAUACAUUAAAGCCGAAUUUCAUAAAAUGCAGCAAAGACAAAUUAGCGCCCCAAGCCGAUAGUGACGUACAUAUUUUCCUACAAUAACCGAAGCAUUCGUCUUUGUAUUAGGAUCUGAGAUAGUGUUCGUGUGUCGUAUGAAUAGAUAUCGUUGCAGGAAUUCAAAUAAACCGUUAAACUAAGUUUAGAUGCACAUCGUACAUGUAUGGUAUACAUGCUGGCGAAGUCGGCUGUACAGCCGUUUUCAAUUUCAGAAUUAAAUAUCUGGCUUAUUUCGCAUUUUUCGACAUAUGUUCUUCUUAACAUUUGCCAUUGUCUAAUAUAGCUAUUAUAUGCAUCUUUUGACGAUAUUAAAAACCUAAAAAUUAUAAAGCAUUGCAACGCGAAACGAUUGAAUAAUUUGGAGUGUUCUGUUGUUGUCGUUUAAAUUUGUGAAACUACGAAUAUUGCUUAUAUAACGUGUAAAAUACGCUUAUUAUUUAUGCUUGGCAUGAUAGCUCAGUUGGCUUAUGCGUUUUUACUUCAGGAUUCCGGGGGUCACUGGUUCGAGUCCUGCUACGGGCUACUUUUUUCCUUUUUUUAAAUUUUAUUUUUGAUAUUUUACUGGAGCUUUUAAAAUUUUAUGUUUACAUUUAUCAAUAUAAAGCAUUUAAUGACAAACUUCAAAACAUGCCAAAAUCUAUGAAAAGGCCCCUUUAAUGCGUAUUAGCUAACAUAUACCCUUAAGAAAACUGCCCAUUGUCUACAAUUUACGAACGUCUAUUUUGCAUAAUAAUGUUAACUUAGUUAUGCACAGAUUGUAUGAGGAAAACAAUGAAAGUGAAAAUACACUUUCGUACGUUAAUUUUUGAGUAUGCAUUACCCCUAAGGCCUAUUUUCAAAUAAUGUCUAUAGAAGUAAACCGAAUAAGCACACUCUGAAAGUUUAAAUUUAACACGAUGAGCGACAGUGGAGGACUUAAUGUGACUUAUGCAUGCGUGCGGCAUUGACACUAUUCCGCGUGCAGCGCGGAAGGAUGCGGGAACGUGAAAACAAGUUCAUGCACAUGAAAAAGUCGUUUGCUAAGCUGAAUCAUUGCGCGUAAACGUGUAUAUACGAUGUAUAAAAGUAUGCUUUGAUGUUUUAUCUUGUUAAUUAUAUGUGUAUCAUUAUAUAAACCUGUAUACAUUGUACGUAUUUAGUGAAACGUGAAACAGCUCAAAAUUCUUAUACCUGCCUGUGUACACAGCGAGGAUUGGUUCGGUCAACAUUUGCACUGGUAACUGGAAUUGACAAUGGUCGUUAACCAUUUCAGCACUGGAACCGAAUUUUAAAGGCCUUUGCAAACACUUUGGAUCCAGAUGAGACGCCACAGAACGUGGCGUCUCAUCAGGAUUCAAACUGUUUGCUAUUCUGAUAAUAUUCUUUGAAAAAAAAAUCAAAGAAAAUGCUUAUGUUAGAAAUUCUGCCGACGACAUUUUAGCAGACGACAAAUUUCCCAGCAUGCAAAGGGUUAACAGACCACAUUGAUCAUUAUGUUAUUGACUAAUCUCGGCGACGAAGAAUAUUUGAACGUGUACAUAUGCAUGAACAAAGUAGUUCUGCAGCGGAAAAUAUAAUAUGUUCGUGUAUUCUUGUAUAGAACUGUUUAUCGUUAUGUUAUAUUUAUUUAUAGUAAGUUCAUCAUUUAAUACCAAUUUUUAUUUAACUCUUUCCGGUGGUUUAUAGAGAAAUAUCAGUGCAAUGAAAUUGAUUUUUCACAGUUUUAAACAGUGAAAAAUAACAGUGAAAAAUAUCGAUAUUGUUACUGUUUUACUGUGUAAUGAAGUCAUUUUUUCGACGAAAUGACGUCAUAAAACCUGCGAAAUUAUCCAGUUAAACUUUUUUACAAUGAAAAUGAACGGUGAAAAAAGUAUAAAAUAAAAAAAAAAUGUCGGAUUCGAUGGUAUAUCGAUUUUAUUUCACUCGUGAUCAUAAAAAAUACAUACAAUAUUAUUUUAGA
Molecule: messenger RNA, 3441 nt
Organism: Dreissena polymorpha
Lineage: Eukaryota; Metazoa; Mollusca; Bivalvia; Myida; Dreissenidae
Exons: 9
Coding region: 119-1339 (406 amino acids)
Source: RefSeq, a predicted model, not a curated record